This is a messenger RNA of Orycteropus afer afer, 2331 nucleotides long. The record is from RefSeq and is a predicted model, not a curated record. Lineage: Eukaryota; Metazoa; Chordata; Mammalia; Tubulidentata; Orycteropodidae.
AUUUUUAACUUCAAAACACGAACUAUUCCUGUUGAAGUUUUCUCUCCUUUCCCUGCCUCCCUAACGGAGUCCCGUCCUCUGCUGCAGCAGGCACCCUGAGCCACCUCCCUGCGAUCUGUCUGCUCACAAUCAAGGGAUGCAGGUGCAGCAGAUGCUGACUCAGCUGGUGCCCUGAAGAGUUAAGAAGCAAAAAGAAAUUGAGAAACUAUGGGCAAGACAUGCAGGCCUCCAUCUGGGCAGCACAGGCAUUGUGAGAGAUGCUUCAACCGCCACUGUCACAUUCCUGUGGAACCAAACAUCUCCUGCCUGAUGAUAAACUGCCACCUUCUCUGUGGUGCCGUCUUCCAUAUGUGCAAAGAGUCAGAACAUGAGCUCCUUUGCCCCUUAGAGCAGGUUCCAUGCCUCAACUCUGAAUAUGGCUGCCCACUUACCAUGUCUCGCCACAAGCUGGCCAAGCACCUGCAAGUGUGUCCUGCCAGCGUGGUCUGCUGCUCUAUGGAGUGGAACCGCUGGCCCAAUGUGGAUUCUGAAACAACCCUUCAUGAGAACAUCAUGAAAGAAAUCCCCAGUGAGGAGUGUUUGGACACAGCCCUGGCCCUCCAGGACCAAAAGGUCCUUUUUAGAUCCUUGAAAAUGGUGGAACUUUUCCCAGAAACUAGAGAAGCCACUGAGGAGGAACCAACUAUGGAUGGUGAAGAAAUGGGAGGAGCAGUGGGUGGAGCAGAUGCUGGUAUGGUACCACACGGCUCUCUGUCAGCAACUAAUGGAGAGAUGGUAGAGCUGAGUCAAGAAGAACGAGAGAUAUUAGCCAAAACCAAAGAAGGGAUGGAUCUAGCCAAGUUUGGCAAGUGGGAAAAUAUGUUCAGCAAAGAGCAUGCAGCCUCCAUUUUAACAAAUUCAUCUGCCAGUUGUGAGAGCAAGAGUAGAAAUGAUUCAGGGAAAGAACAGAUUUCUAGUGACAAAAACAUGGUAGAAGGAAAGGACACAGCCAAAGGGAAAGAACCACAGGAAAAUGAGAAGCAGAAGGACUUUCAUUCAGCUGUGGAAACGAUGGGGCUUGCCCCUUGGCAGGAUGGUGUUCUGGAAAGAUUAAAAACAGCUGUCGAUGCAAAGGACUAUAAUAUGUAUCUGGUGCACAAUGGGAGGAUGCUUAUUCACUUUGGUCAGAUGCCUGCUUGUACACCUAAGGAGAAAGACUUUGUUUAUGGCAACCUUGAGGCUCAGGAAGUUAAGACUGUUUACACCUUCAAGGUUCCUGUGAGCUACUGUGGAAAGCGGGCUCGAAUUGGAGAUGCCAUGUUGAGUUGUAGGCCAGGAGAACACAAGGCAGUAGACACUUCAGAUUUGGGGAUCCCUGUGGAGGAACUGCCAAAAUCAGAUCUCAUCAAGACCACCCUUCAGUGUGCUUUGGAAAGAGAACUGAAAGGUCAUGUUAUCUCCGAAUCCAGGAGCAUUGAUGGGCUGUUCAUGGAUUUUGCCACACAGACCUACAACUUUGAGCCAGAACAAUUUUCCUCUGGGACGGUUCUAGCUGACCUGCUAACCGCUGCCAGCCCAGGGGGCCUCCACGUGGAGCUCCACAGUGAGUGUGUGACCAGGAGACACAACAAGAGCAGCUCUGCCUUCACGUUUACUUGCAACAAAUUCUUCAGGAGGGAUGAAUUCCCCCUGCACUUCAAGAAUGUCCACACAGACAUUCAGUCUUGUCUCAAUGGCUGGUUCCAGCAUCGAUGCCCCCUAGCCUAUUUGGGAUGUACAUUUAUUCAAAACCAUUUCCGUCCCCCAGGGCAAAAGGCGAAGGUGAUCUAUAGUCAGGAGCUCAAGACCUUUGCCAUCAAGCCCGAGGUUGCAUCAGAGCUGAGUGAGGGGACGAAGAACAAAUACCCCGCAGGCCAUGGAAGAAAAAGCCAGAAUUCUCUAACUAGCCUGCCCCUGGAGGUUUUGCAGUACAUUGCUGGGUUCUUGGACAGCAUCAGCCUGUCCCAGCUCUCCCAGGUGUCUGUGCUGAUGAGGAAUAUCUGUGCCACUUUGUUACAAGAGAGGGGGAUGGUCCUCCUGCAGUGGAAAAAGAAGAGGUAUUCCCAUGGAGGCACCUCCUGGAGAGCCCAUGGAAAGAUCUGGCAGUUCAGCAGCCUCUUCUCCAAAAUCAAGAGCUGGGAGUUUAAUGAAGUCACUUCCAUGUCUGAGCACCUGAAGGUCUGUCCAUUCAACAUAGUAGAGCACAAAACUGAUCCCAUUCUUUUGACCAGCAUGCGUGAGCCCCAGAAGCAGGUCCGAGAGAGUUUAGUUUCCACCUUUAGACCCAGAUACCGAGGAAGAAAAGCCUUCUAA